CAGAAGGACAAAUUAGUCAUUUCACAAACCGACCCAACUAGGGGCUAGGGCUUCUCAAGAAGCCAUAUAAACAGCAAAAAAAAAAAAAACCUAUCGUUUCCUCCGUGAAAACCCUAACACCGACUCGACCUAGAGCACAGCGAACAGAGAUGGCGAAGUCGAAGAAUCACACGGCGCACAACCAGUCUUACAAGGCUCACAAGAACGGGAUCAAGAAGCCCCGAAAGCACCGCCACACUUCCACCAAAGGGAUGGAUCCGAAGUUUCUGAGGAACCAGAGGUAUGCGAGGAAGCACAACAAGAAGAGUGGCGAAGCUGCUACCGAGGAAGAGUAAUUUUGACCUAGAAUUACUUUCAGUAUGAAACAAUUUUUGUUAGAUUGUUCUGUGUUUAAGUUUGAUGAUCUAAACCCCAUUUCUGUUUCUUUAAUGUUUUUGUCUGUUGAAAGUCAUAUAUUUUGAGCUCUUGUUGCUAGUUGUUCUUAUAUGAUUUGUUUUUCUUAUAA
Camellia sinensis is the source of this 505-nucleotide messenger RNA. NCBI's taxonomy places the organism in Eukaryota, Viridiplantae, Streptophyta, Magnoliopsida, Ericales, Theaceae. The record is from RefSeq and is a predicted model, not a curated record.